This is a messenger RNA of Punica granatum (pomegranate), 1990 nucleotides long. NCBI's taxonomy places the organism in Eukaryota, Viridiplantae, Streptophyta, Magnoliopsida, Myrtales, Lythraceae. The record is from RefSeq and is a predicted model, not a curated record.
AAAUGAACUACAUCAACCAAAAAGAAACAGAAGGGUGUGAUGGGAAUGAGGUCAUCGCAAUCGGAGGCUCACUUGCUCAGGGCAGACCGUGAAUCCGGAAACUACCUCCCGUCGGCCGAUUGGCCCAUCCGCAUCGACGUUGCUGAUGAAAUCAGCUGAAGCUUCUAAUAUGCAAUUAGGAUCGGAAUCUAACGGGAUGAGGUCACAGGAAGAGGCUGAAGCAGGAUGUCCUUUGAAGGUUCAUGAGAAGAGAUCUCUACCAGAUUGCACUAAUAAUGCGGGUUCUGGCUGUGAAGAUCAACUCAGGGAUCGUGUUGAACAGCAAUUUGAAUCCCCUGCCAGUAAGAAGCUGCUCGUUCAGCCAAAGUCUGAUAAAUCUCAAAUAGAAGUAGGGGGUCGACUUGCCGGGGAGAAUAUGGAUCAAAGCAAGGAUGCCGCUGAUUGUGCAAGUCAGUUAUGUAAUUUGCCUGAUGAUCUUCUUCUCCGAAUCCUCUGUUUCCUUCCACUAAAGGAUGCUGUGAAGACGAGUGUCUUAUGUAAAAGGUGGGGCCACCUGUGGGCCUUGGUUCCUGACCUUCGGUUCAGCUGUUAUUUCUUCCCUAUGCACCAGAGGCCGCUCUUCAUGGAGUUGGUGAGAAGAGCCUGUGCUCUUCGCAGAGGAUCUUUUAUCAGAUCGUUUUCUCUCUCAUAUUACGAAAUGUCGGAUGUUGUAUCCGAGAUCAAGGAAAUGAUUACUUCUUUUGUAACAACAUGCGGCAUGCAGGAUCUCCGUCUGGAUCUCCUCAACUGUGGAAAUGCUUAUACGUUACCUUCCUCCAUAUUUAGCUGUGGAACCUUGGAAAUGCUUCGGGUGCGAUCGCGUUGCAUCAUCAAAAUCCCUUAUCCAAUUUCUCUUUCCAACCUCAAGGUCUUGAUUCUCCAGGAUGUUAUAUUUGAGGACGAUGAUUCGGUGGAGAAGUUGUUCUCCUCUCCAUUACUUGAAACUCUAGAAAUCUCGUACUGCAAUUGGAUGAAAUGCAAAAGCAUAAACAUCUUUGCCCCCAAGCUUCAACAUUUAACUAUCUAUAGUGAUAUUGAGCCAGGAGAUGAUAUUUCAAAUGAACGCCAAGUACAGAUCGAUGCAGCUGGUCUGAAAUCCUUUCACUGUGAGGGUAUGAUCAAUGAUGAAUAUUGCAUAUUGGGAGACACAACACGGCUAGUCGAGGCCAAGCUGCUUUAUGCUCCAUCUGAUAUAAGAGAGGAAGUUAUUGCUGAUAUUGUUGUGGCCCGUAAUGUUAAGCUCCUGUGGUUCGUCUCUAACGUGAAGGAGUUAACUCUACACAUUGAACUUAUCAAGGUCCUUGCCAACAGGGAUGAUGUGCCCCUUUUCGGGAGUUUGAUCAAGUUACGAAUGGUUGGUGAAAUAGAUUCUGUGGCUGUUGAGGGUCUUUUUGCAGUACUUAGAGGAUCUCCUCGACUUCGAAGUCUCUACUUUACACGGGAAUUCUUCUAUUAUCCAGUGAACGGAAGGCAUGGAUUGCUAGACCCAAUGCCUUCGUGUUUCCUGUCGGAUCUCAAAGAGAUCUCAGUCAUGAUUGCCGGCAGUGUUUAUAAUCAGAAGCAGCUUUUCAUGGUAGGGCUUUUCCUUGAGACAGUAGUGGCAUUGGAGGAAAUGACUAUCCGAUUCUUGGAGGAUCAUGUGGAUUGUGAGGUUCUGCUGGAGGAUUUAAGCAAGUUCCCGUUAGCUUCUGAAAAAUGUCGAAUCACAUUCCAACCGCAACAAUGGUGUUGAGAUUGGAUAUCCUGGAGAGUUGAUUUAGGCCAUUUCAAUGUUUGACUCGAUAAUAUAUACAUACAUACAUAUAUAUAUAUACAUACACACAUAUACAUAUACAUAUAUGUGUGUGUGUAUAUGAGGAUAUUUCAUCUUUUUGUUGUCAAAACUGUGUCCUAUUGUAAUUCUGGUCUCCUCUCUAGCAAUUUCAUGGAUCAGGCUAACGUUUGAUUGUUA